CGACGCUUGGCCAGUUUGGCAGACGUCCUUGUAUGUCAACUACACUGCCGCAAUGUUAAAGAUAGUGACUGUAUGCGCUUUGGCGCUGGUUGCCUCAUCCGGAGUGCAUGGGGAUGCUAGUCGACCCAUCAUCAACACAACUGGAGGUCAGAUUCAAGGUGUGACUGAAAGCUGCUCAACCUUGGGAUUCUGCACGUACUUCGCCUUCAAUGGAAUCCCGUACGCUGAACCACCAGUGGGAGAAUUGCGAUUCCGUAAUACCCAGCCACACAGAGGUUGGACUGGAGUGAAGGAUGGCAGCGAACAUAGGCCAUCCUGCCCGUCCAGUUCCAUGCGUGGGGAUGGAUAUUCUGGAGAUGAAGAUUGUUUGUUCUUGAAUGUCUACACGCAACAGCUGGUUGGUAGACGACCAGUUAUGGUUUGGAUCCAUGGUGGUUCAUUCUCUGGCGGAUCAGGAGACUCAUGGAUCUACGGACCAGACCAUUUGGUACAGGAACCGAUCGUUCUUGUGACCAUCAACUAUCGUUUGGGACUGUUGGGUUUCUUCAGUACUGGUGAUCAUCAUGCUCAGGGUAACUGGGGUAUGAAGGAUUGCGUUGAAGCUCUGCGCUGGGUACGCAACAAUAUUGCCAACUUUGGUGGUGAUCCAGACAAUGUUACAAUCUUCGGUGAGAGUGCCGGUGCUGCUGCCGUUCACUACCUGGUGCUGUCUCCAAUGGCUACUGGUCUGUUCCACAAAGCCAUCGCCCAAUCCGGAACAACCCUGGUGCCAUGGGGCUUCCAAUAUAACCCUCGUGAAAUGAUCCAACGCAUCCACGACAAGCUGGGUUAUCCAACCAAUGACAACGCAGAAUUGGUGCGUCUCAUGCGAUACACUCCGAAAGGAAACUUCGUUAAUCUGCAAGAAGGCUGGACCGAUAUUGCUAUUCCGCGAGGUUUCAAGCCAUUUGAAUUUGUUCCCACUGCUGAGCCACUGAACUCCCCUGAGCCAACAUUCCUUACCCAGCGUCCGAUCGACAUCCUCAAGGCUGGUACUUUCAACAAGGUCCCAUUCAUCAUUGGAUACAACAACCACGAGUCCUUGUUUAUGAUCCAUGAGCAUAGAAUCGAUUCCACCGUUUGGAAUGAAUUCGAAAGGAACCCUCAUUUCUUCGUUCCUCAUUUCUGGAAUAUUCAGCGCAAUUCGGCUGCAGAAACCGCAGUCCACACCAGAUUCCGCCAGUUGUACUUCCAGAACCGACCGCUCAACCCAGAUAUUAUGAUGGAGUGGGUCCUCUACCACACUGACCAGCAAUUCAUCUUCCCGUGUGACAAGGCUAUCCGGCUAACGGCUGAACAUAACCCUCAUAACACCUACUACUACCAGUUCAGCUUCGACGGAGCCUUGAAUCUGCCGAAACGUGCCGUAUUACUGUCCGAUUGGCCUGGAGCGAUGCACGCCGAUGAGCUGCCGUAUCUCUUCUCGAUGACCAACUUCAACGCCCCUGUGCUCCCGAGCAAUCCGGCUGCAGUCACCCGUAACCGCAUGGUUCGCAUGUGGGCCAACUUUGCCAUUACCGGAUCCCCAACCCCGAACUCGGACACGUUGCUCCAGAACAUCAACUGGGCCCCGUACAAUGCACAGACCCGCAGCUAUCUGGAAGUCGAUACCAACCUGGUCGUACGUCAGAACCCCAACAGCGCCCGUCUGGAUGUGUGGUACGAUCUGGAGCAGAACUAUGCCAACGAUCCGUUCCACUUCCCGUGGUCUUAGAUUAUUCAUAAAUGUUAGGUUUAAGAAGUUCAGAUGAAUAAAAAUGACCCUGUCUUUUCAAGGAGAUGUGUCUUCGAGGUGUAAUGAGUUAUGACUUCUAGACUUUAGUGAUCCAUCUCCUCUGAACUGCUUUUUCA
Messenger RNA from Uranotaenia lowii, 1890 nucleotides. RefSeq names its product carboxylesterase 5A-like. The record is from RefSeq and is a predicted model, not a curated record. The coding region runs from base 53 to 1753 and encodes 566 amino acids. The transcript is spliced from 2 exons. Lineage: Eukaryota; Metazoa; Arthropoda; Insecta; Diptera; Culicidae.